This is a messenger RNA of Bolinopsis microptera, 951 nucleotides long. RefSeq names its product poly [ADP-ribose] polymerase tankyrase-2-like. The transcript is spliced from 2 exons. The record is from RefSeq and is a predicted model, not a curated record. Gene Ontology annotation, biological process: protein K6-linked ubiquitination. Gene Ontology annotation, cellular component: BRCA1-A complex; BRCA1-BARD1 complex. Bases 1 to 951 code for a protein of 316 amino acids. Gene Ontology annotation, molecular function: ubiquitin-protein transferase activity; protein binding. Lineage: Eukaryota; Metazoa; Ctenophora; Tentaculata; Lobata; Bolinopsidae.
AUGACAUACAUAAUCAGUGACCCGAUAUGGACAACUAUACGAGAAAAAGUAAAAGAAAGAAACUUGACAGAAUUGUUGAAUAUUUACAAUGUCAACAACUUGGACUACGAUGCUAAAGGUGGGCGUUAUAAGAGGACAGUACUUCAUGUAGCAGCAGAACAAGAUGAACAAGAGAUUGUAUGUUAUCUUAUACAACACGGUGCUGAUGUAGGCACAAAGAGCAAUUAUGGGUACAGCCCGUUACAUGGAGCUGCACGUAAUAACAGAGUAGAGUUAGCUAAAUUACUCUUACAACACGGUGCUGAUGUGAACACUAAGAGCAAUAAUGGGUACACCCUGUUACAUGAAGCUGCACAUAAUAACAGAGUAGAGGUAGCUAAAUUACUCUUACAACACGGUGCUGAUGUGAACACUAAGAGCAAUAAUGGGUACACCCUGUUACAUGGAGCUGCACGUUGUAACACUGUAGAGGUAGCUAAAUUACUCUUACAACACGGUGCAGAUAUCAGUACUAAAGAUAUAGAUAAUGAGUCAGCUCUUCAGUAUAUGCAGAAGAUCUGGUCCAAUAAUGACUUACAAGAUACAUUCCGUGCUCUUCCAAAUGGCGUCAAAUAUUCUAAUCCUGGUCUUAUCGUCAAUGAAUUAGAAAUUAAGGACGAUUUUGAUGAUGAUGUCAAGAGCAUCUUAAGUAAUAUUCUGAAAGAAGCGAUCGACAAAUUGCCAGAUAUUAUCAAUGAUCCUAAGCAGAGACUUACGUUUUAUAGAGGAGAUCUGUAUGUGCGCCUCGUUAAAGAAAUUUUGAAACGGUCAGGAGAGACGACUCUUCUACAUACGAUAUACAUUGCUCUUCAAGCAAAAACUCCAUGUAAUCAGCUCAAAAGAGAAAUUCUCAAGAAUGGACUCGGCUACGAUAUCUUUGAACAGUUUCAGACGAUUGAAGUUAUGUUGUAG